Messenger RNA from Plasmodium coatneyi, 2340 nucleotides. RefSeq lists its product as uncharacterized. NCBI's taxonomy places the organism in Eukaryota, Apicomplexa, Aconoidasida, Haemosporida, Plasmodiidae. The record is from RefSeq and is a predicted model, not a curated record. The transcript has a single exon. Gene Ontology annotation, biological process: Golgi to plasma membrane protein transport; intra-Golgi vesicle-mediated transport; SNARE complex disassembly. Bases 1 to 2340 code for a protein of 779 amino acids. Gene Ontology annotation, molecular function: ATP hydrolysis activity; ATP binding. Gene Ontology annotation, cellular component: Golgi stack.
AUGGCGAGUGCAAAUCUGUACUGCUGCAAACUGCAAUCGCAGGAACUGGCACUGACGAACUAUGGUUUCAUCAACUCGAGUUUGUAUAACAGUCUGAAGAGGAGUUCGAAAAGCAGCGAAUUAUACGCAGAAGUAGGGAACACAGUUUUGAUACUAAAGGGGGAUGGAAAUAUCGGGAAGGACGAAAUAGCGUUGAAUACGUGCCAAAGGGAAUUCUCAAGAAUCCAAUUGAAGGAAGUCGUUCAGUUGAAUGUUCUCGAUAAGGAAAGCAAAAGAGACCUCAUCCAUUUCAUCCCUAUUGAUAGCAUCGAUGUGGAGGUUACCCUAUUUGUGAAGCCUGAUCGGUUGAUCGAAAUGGAGGACGAUGUUUUGGAAGGCGUUUUUAAAAAGUACUUUAUCAACCAUGUACUGACGAAAGGGCAAAUACUAGCCCUGAAAUGUAACGACAUUUUGAUGAAGUGCGUUAUAAAGGAUUUGAAGGCGGCGCAGUUUGAGGAGAUGAAGAGGCUAAACAGGGGCACCCCUACCAGCGGAAGCAGUGCGAGUUCGUUUUUCAAGUUGGGGAAUAGCACCCCUAUGGGUAGUACCAGUAUGUAUACACAAACUGGCACACACGAUAGGGGCAUUCUGUUCGAAAACACCGAAUGUAUAUUCACCAGCAUGAGUGAUGGCAAAUUAUUUAUUGAAUCUAAGAAGGUGUUAAAAAAGAAUAUCAUAAAGAGUAACUUCAAUUUUGAGGAGUUAGGGAUAGGAGCACUUGACGAAGAAUUUAAGACCAUAUUUAGACGAACCUUUGCUAGUAGGAUUUACCCCAAUUAUAUAAUUAAGCAGCUGGGGAUUAAGCAUGUGAAGGGACUCAUUCUGUAUGGUCCCCCCGGGACAGGCAAAACUUUAAUAGCUAGACAGAUAGGAAAAACGCUGAAUGCUAGGGAGCCAAAAAUUAUUAAUGGUCCCGAAAUAUUAAAUAAAUAUGUAGGACAGUCUGAGGAAAAUAUUAGGAACCUAUUUAAGGAUGCAGAAUUGGAAUAUAAGCAGAGUGGUGAAAAUUCACAACUACACAUUAUCAUUUUAGAUGAGAUUGAUGCUAUUUGUCGACGGAGAGGUAGUGCUGCUUCGAGUGGUACUGGUGUAAACGACAGUAUAGUGAAUCAGCUACUCUCCAAAAUAGAUGGGGUAAACAGUUUGAAUAAUAUUCUGCUGAUCGGGAUGACCAACAGAAUUGAUUUAAUAGAUGAUGCUCUGUUGAGACCAGGGAGGUUUGAACUGCACAUAGAAAUUUCCCUCCCGAAUAAAGAGGGGAGGAUCCAAAUUUUGAAUAUUCACACGAAGAGCAUGAGAAAGAGCAAUAAGCUUAGUGCAGAUGUAGACAUCGUGGAGUUGGCUGAAAAGACGCCCAACUUUUCUGGUGCAGAAAUUGAAGGGCUAGUAAGAAACACCGUAUCGUAUGCUUUUGAAAGACACAUAAAUUUUAACGACCUAACGAAGCCAAUCAAUGCAGAUGAUAUAAUGAUAACGAAGAAGGAUUUUGACAAGGCAUUGAAAGAGACCAAGCCAGCCUUUGGGGCGGAAGAAGACGUCAUUGACGGGUUAUUAUCCAAUGGUAUUAUCAAUUAUGGGGAACAGUAUGAAAAUAUUGAGAACACAUGCAAGUUGCUAAUUAAGCAGAUUGUAGAAAACGCAAACACAAAUUUGUUAAGUGUCCUCUUAUAUGGAGAAAAUGGGACAGGAAAAACUACCAUCGCAGCGUACCUUGCUAAGAGUGCUAAUUUUCAUUUCACAAAAUUUAUCACCCCGGAAAAUUUAAUUGGUUAUUCCGAAAUUAGUAGGAUAAAUUAUAUAAAUAAGAUUUUCGAAGACGCGUAUAAAACUCCUCUUUCGUUAGUCAUUUUGGAUAACAUAGAGAGGCUUAUCGAUUAUACGCGAAUUGGGCCUAGAUUUAGCAACCCCGUUUUGCAAGCAAUAAUGGUUUUAAUUAAGAAGAAACCCAAAAAGGAAAACCAGAAAAUUCUAAUCAUAUGCACCACGUCGGAAUAUCAAUUUAUGAAGGACGUCGGGUUGGUUAAAAACUUUUUUGUGAAUAUAGAAGUGCCCUUGUUACAUUCUUCCACCGCGGUAAGGAACGUUUUGCAGAACCGGAAUGAGAAUUGCCACGAUUUUCCUGCAGGAGAAAUAGAGCAAGUGCUUUCGGCGAAUGUGAUCAAAAGUAUCUCCAUUAAGAACUUGCUGAUGGUUAUCGACAUGGCGUCCGAAGCGUCCACCGAUGGGAACAUCACAAGUGAGGUCUUCCUGAAAACGUUUAACGAUUGCGGGAUUGGUUUUGAUGAGGAGGCGUACUAUUGA